AUUAUAUACUGAGUAAUAAAUAUUAAUUGAAACAUGAAAUUGUGCGAAAUCAGAAGCUUUGUUUUUACAUCAUUUGCUCGUGAAAGUCAACCAGACACAACGGAAAUUGAGUUGAUUGCUGUCCAUUUUCUCGAUGUGUUUAAAAAGCCAUCAACCGACGGAAUAAUCCAGAUGCCAAGAAUUUACGAUAAGUUGCUGCUUCGUAUAAAUUACGAUCAAGAAAAAGAAUUUUUACGAAGCAAUUCAAGAAAUUUAUUUGAGAACUUCUUAAAAUUACAAGCUGUACCUAUUUGUUUUGUUUGGCGUAAGUUUGUGGAAAGUGAUAUUUCAAUGCUUAUGAAAUAUUUUGUUGAAAUCGGUAAUGCAGAAAAUAUAUACCAGGUGAAUUUUGAAGAAGUCGCUCGUGUAAUUUAAUCUGUACAUAAAGAGAAUAGCAUCAAACAAGUCUUCACACAAAUCAAAACAAACGCUAUGUCAAGUGCAACUGUUUUAGCUAAAGCUUGUUUUGUCGUCUCCAUGUACAAAGAAUUCAAAAAUUUCAAGUGCCGAUCAUCGUGCGAAAAUCAGGAGGAAGAUUCUAAAAGCGAUCAAAAAGCUAGAGUUGAUAAUCCGCUUGUAGAUCAGAUAAUAGACAGUGUAGAUGGCCAAGAAUGUUCAGAAAUGGCAACCUAUGUCAUAUUCGACCUAGAAACUACUGACCUGCGAGACCGCAAAAUCACAGAAAUUUAUAUGGCUGCCGUUGCGAGAUGCCAUCUUGGUGUCACUGAGGAUGUGAAUCCAUAUUCAGUGAUACAAGAUAAGAUUCGAAUAUCUGUCGACCCCAAAAGAACUAUCGAACCAGUAGCAGUAGAUCUAACUGGCUUAACACGAAAGGAUCUCUUGCUACGUCAGAAACUACCGUGGAGUUCGCUCACAAACACACUGGUUGCUGAUUUUUUGAAAAGACAGACACAACCAUUGUGUAUUCUUGCUUUCAAUGGAAAUAGAUUUGAUUUCAAAGUGUUGAAAAUGCAUAUAGGUUCUAUGUUCGUCGAGAAAAAGUUCUCUCGAUAUUUCAGCGCAGACGUAAUGACUGGAACGAGUCGCCUCUUGAUGGAAAACGGCGUAAAAUUAGAAAAUAAAAAAUUGGAUACCAUGUUCAAACAUUUGGUUGGGGAAUUUGAAAUCCAAGAGCGUCAUUCAGCUGAAGGAGAUGUAAAUGCCACAAUAGCGUUAUUACAGAGAUCGCCAGGGGAUAUUCUUCAAUGGUUUGAUCAAUAUAAGGUACCUUUCAAUGGGCGUUCUUUCACACCGCCCCAGCGGAAGAAAAAGAAGAAAGUGGAAAAAUCAGAUGAAAACGAAAAAGAAAAAGUCACAUCAACCCUGAAAAAGAAAGAAAAAAAAAGAAAAAAUAAGAAGGCACUGUCAACUAAUUUUGUAACAAAUAAUCAGAAUGAGUCGUCUACUUCAACGUCAUAAACAAAAGUUACACCUUCCCAAUCUCGACGUUGAAGAUAUGUUGAAGCAAAUAUAUUUAUCCUUAUCUGCUACAAAUCUGUAUCUGCAUGAUUCUAAUCUUUUCAGUUGUUUAGACAUUUAUUCAAUCAUUUUUAAUCAUGCUGUAACCAUAUCAUCUUGUUGUAAAUCCUAAAUAAUGAAGUUCCUGUACAAAUUAUAGAUUGCACUUCGAAACCAUGACAUAAAGACCAGGGAACUAACAAACGAAUAAUAUAAAUGUUCGUAUUCUAUAAUUAAUUAUCAUGCCACUUAUAAGUUCCUUGUAUUCUGAAUAAGUUCAAAUGUUAAGUUGCUUUAUUGUUAAAUUGUUUCACUGCCAAGCCAAAUGUGACGAAAAUAAUGCAAAAAUAAAAGGUUUAUAUUUUUGAAAUAAUCUGAGUUAGAUUAGUUUUGAAAAUAUAUUUUGAUGGAAAUCGA
Molecule: messenger RNA, 1914 nt
Organism: Styela clava
Lineage: Eukaryota; Metazoa; Chordata; Ascidiacea; Stolidobranchia; Styelidae
Biological process (GO): DNA catabolic process
Cellular component (GO): cytoplasm
Molecular function (GO): nucleic acid binding; 3'-5'-DNA exonuclease activity
Source: RefSeq, a predicted model, not a curated record